Molecule: messenger RNA, 1206 nt
Organism: Mesorhabditis spiculigera
Lineage: Eukaryota; Metazoa; Nematoda; Chromadorea; Rhabditida; Rhabditidae
Source: the annotation of a GenBank genome assembly
AUGUCCAAAAUGUUAUUGACGAUCUGCAAGUCGGCGGGCAAUGCCGGAAAUGCCUCCAAAUUCCACACGAAGCUCCCCCUCGGCACCCCCGUCAUCAGCACCGGGCUGAACAUGAAGCCCCACCCGACAAAGUGCUUGGCCACCUACAUCUGGAUCGACGGCAGCGGCGAGAAUGUGCGCUGCAAGACGCGGACGCUCAAGGAGCUCCCAAAACACAUUGAGGAUUAUCCUCUCUGGCAUUACGACGGCUCUUCGUGCGGCCAGGCUAAGGGCGGCGACUCUGAUCUCUACUUGAAACCGGUAGCCGAAUACGCCGACCCGUUCUUCGGCGGCAACUCGCGGCUGAUCAUGUGCGAGACGCUCGACAAGCACUACGCCCCGACCCCUUCGAAUAAGCGCUCGAAGUGCAACGAGUACAUGAAGGCGGCCGAUCACACGGAACCGUGGUUCGGCAUGGAGCAAGAGUAUUUGCUCUUGGAUCGUGACGGACACCCCCUCGGCUGGCCCAAGCAUGGAUUCCCCGCCCCGCAAGGCCCCUACUAUUGCGGCGUUGGCGCCGACCGAAUUUUCGGCCGCGAAGUCAUCGACGCGCACUACUUGGCCUGCCUAAACUCGGGCAUCGAAAUUGGAGGAACCAACGCCGAAGUGACGCCCGGCCAAUGGGAGUACCAGGUCGGCACUUGCCGAGGUAUCGAUAUGGGCGACCAACUCUGGGUGUCCCGAUAUCUUUUGCACCGCGUCGCCGAGCAGUUCGGCGUGCUCGUCUCCUUCGACCCGAAGCCCGCGAUCACGAUGGGAGACUGGAACGGCGCUGGGUGCCACGCCAAUUUCUCUACGGAUGCGAUGAGGAAACCCGGGGGAAUUGAGGCUAUUCAAUUGGCUUGUGAAAACUUGGCGACCACCCAUGUCGACGACAUGAAGGAGUACGACCCGAACGGCGGGCGCGACAACUUGCGCCGUUUGACCGGGAAGCACGAGACGAGCUCGGCCGACAAGUUCUCGUGGGGCGUCUCGGAUCGUGGGUGCUCGGUGCGCAUUACGCGUGGCGUGUUUGACGCCGGAAUGGGCUAUCUCGAGGACCGUCGCCCCUCAUCAAACUGUGAUCCCUACGCCGUCACCGGGGCCAUCAUCAGCUCCACCGUCGUCAACCCGAAAAUCCAAAAGUUGGUCGACGAAAAGCCGGCCGCCAAGCGCGCCAUGUCGAAA